AUGUUUCGUGCAGCACUGCGCCCGCGGCGCGUUGCCUUAGCUGCAGCCACUGGUAUUGCUAUCUCCACGCCUUCGUCGCAGGAGCCAGAAAAGCUGCCCAUUUAUCCUUUGAGAACGCCCGACGUCCUACUUGUCGAAGAAUCAACACCCUUGGAGAAGCACAUCGGGAUAGCUCGGAGGGCGGUCACGCAGACAUAUCAUGACGCCUACUCCCAGGUGCAGGGCUUUGUAUCGAAGUGGAUUGGGGUCGAACACGCCGUCGAGCACCGCGUAAAAUCAAUAAUCGCACCGGACGAGCCACUAACCCCCGCCCUACUUUACGUCGGCAUCUCCACCCUCACGGGCUCCAUCCUCGCACGCAACCGCGGGCUCCCGACCCGCAUCCUCCUCCCGCCGGUCUUCCUUCUCGCCUCCCUCAACCACUUCCUCCCGAAAACAUCCGCAAACCUCUCGGCGUACUUCUCCGCACUAGAGGAGACGUAUUUCCCGACGCUGGCAGAGAAGCAUGCGAUUGCGAACGCGCACUCGCGGAUGACGUGGGAACGGGUGAAGGAGGGGACGCAGAGCGGGAGGGAGGGCGUGAUCAAAGGUGUGGAAGGGGCGGUGGAGUGGGUGCAAGGCGCGACGGGGUUGAAGGUGAAGGAGACGCUGGGCUGGGGGGAGACGCAGGCGAAGAAGGGUGAGUCGGUGGUGAGUGAGGCGAUCCAUACGGCCAACAAGAAAGUAGAGGAGGUGAAGGAGGCGGCGAACAGAAAACUUGAGUAG
Pleurotus ostreatus (oyster mushroom) is the source of this 765-nucleotide messenger RNA. RefSeq lists its product as uncharacterized. The coding region runs from base 1 to 765 and encodes 254 amino acids. The transcript has 4 exons. The record is from RefSeq and is a predicted model, not a curated record. Gene Ontology annotation, biological process: cristae formation. NCBI's taxonomy places the organism in Eukaryota, Fungi, Basidiomycota, Agaricomycetes, Agaricales, Pleurotaceae. Gene Ontology annotation, cellular component: MICOS complex; mitochondrial crista junction.